AUGAUCCACCAGAGGUUGCACAAAAGCCAUAACCUUCGUGGACGCGGGACCUCUUGUUGGCGGGCAACUUGUGAAGGCGCCGCGUAUGCCAUCAAAGACUAUUGGACGGACAAGAGUCGUGCGUCCACGGAGGCCAAGUUGCUCUCGAAGGCCAAAGGAGUGGAAGGGGUACCAACCUUGGUAGCUCACGAUAUCAUCACCUUCAACGGGAAACAGGACACGACAGGCCUAGUCCGCAAAGUACUUGACAAUCCUCUGUACAGAGAGCAGUGGGAGAUUUUUGAUAUCCGCGUUCAUCGCCGUCUUGUCUUAAUGCCAUUUGCUAUGCCUAUCUACUACUUCAAAACGAAGAAGGAGUUAAUCGGGGCUUUCAUAGAUACUAUCCAAGCGCACAAGGACUUGUUGGAGAAGGCCAAAAUCCUUCAUCGAGAUAUCAGUAUUAGUAAUCUCAUGCUUGUGGCGCAGAUGGAAACUGGCCGUAAACACAGACGGGGUCUUCUUAUCGACCUAGACUAUGCGACGGAAUAUCCUGAACCGGAACACAGGCAGACGGCUCAAGGUGCCAGAACGGGCACGACCCCGUUUAUGGCCCUUGAACUACUGAAAAGUGGUGCAAAGGUUGCCCACAAGCCCGAAUGGGACUUAGAAUCAUUCCUCUACGUGCUCAUAUGGAUUUGUGUCCUCUAC
Gloeophyllum trabeum ATCC 11539 is the source of this 687-nucleotide messenger RNA. RefSeq lists its product as uncharacterized. Gene Ontology annotation, biological process: protein phosphorylation. The record is from RefSeq and is a predicted model, not a curated record. The annotation marks the transcript as partial. NCBI's taxonomy places the organism in Eukaryota, Fungi, Basidiomycota, Agaricomycetes, Gloeophyllales, Gloeophyllaceae. Gene Ontology annotation, molecular function: ATP binding; protein kinase activity. The transcript is spliced from 3 exons.